Molecule: messenger RNA, 801 nt
Organism: Didymella exigua CBS 183.55
Lineage: Eukaryota; Fungi; Ascomycota; Dothideomycetes; Pleosporales; Didymellaceae
Exons: 2
Coding region: 1-801 (266 amino acids)
Source: RefSeq, a predicted model, not a curated record
AUGAAGUCCAUCAGCAUUAUCCUUACCCUUGCUGUUACGACUUUUGCUUUCCCUGCGCUCAAGCCACACGUUCGCCGUACCAACCAAGUCAUUUCCGUAGUUGUCGGUGGCACUCAAGAUACCUUUGUCCCCAACUCAGUCAUCGCCGCUGUCGGCGAUAUUGUCCAAUUCCAGUUCAGCAACGGCAAUCACACUGUCACCCAGUCGACUGUUGAUCAAGCAUGCACGCCAAUGGAAGCAGGUGUGCACAGCGGACACAUCCCUUUCAAGGACGGCCAAACAGAAGUUGGCACGUUCAACAUGCCUGUUACAAGCACUGGUCCUAUGUUCUUGUACUGCGCCACCGGACCACAUUGUCAAAGGGGACAAGUCAUGGUCAUCAACCCUGCAAAUGCGCGACAAGUAGCAGAAUAUGCCAAAAUUUCCCAAGCAACGGAAAAGAGCACAGAUGGCGGUGAGCCCGUCGGCGGUACAGUAGGAAAGCUCGCUCUGGACCAGGCUGCCUUCAUACCUGCUCCUCCUGAGGACGCUGCUGGAGGCGCGCCGCCUGCUGCACCGCCCGCUGCUGAGGCACCACCAGCCGAAGCACCGGUUGGGACAACUACUGCUAUGAGCGAGCCACCAGCCGUGGAGACAUCUGCUGCGGGGAGCAUUGCUGUGCCUGCCGAGACUACAGCAGCUGAUAGUGCUGCGGCACAUGCGGAGACUUCAACUGCUGGAGGCGAACAGCCAGCUGCUUCGACGACAGCUGCGGACGCCGCAGCGACCGCAUCUGCAUCGCCAACAUCAUUCGUCUUCUAG